AUGGCUGCCACUACUGAUAUCAUUUACCUUUCUGCCACGUCUAAUUUUCCCAUUACACUUACCUCCACAAAUUUCCCAGCCUGGAGGCGCCAGGUUCACUCUACACUCGUUGGCUUCAACCUCCACGGCUAUGUUGAUGGUUCUGUCCAAGAACCACCCAAGUUUGCUGGUUCGGCUCAAACAGCCACAAACCCAGAUUAUUUACUUUGGGUUCGUCAAGACCAAAUCAUCGUCAGUGCACUCUUAGGGAGUUCUUCUGACUCGAUUCAACCCCUCGUGUCUUCGGCCUCAACAGCCUAUGAUGCUUGGCAACACCUAACCACUACUUACGCUAGUGCCUCUCGAGGUCGUAUACUUUCCCUCAAAGCCAAGCUCACUCAAAAUCCGAGAGGUACUCGGUCGAUUACUGUAUUUUUGAAUGACAUGCGAUCUAUCGCUGAUGCACUCGCGUUGGCGCAGUCCCCGGUCUCUGAUGAAGAUCUUGUCGUGUACAUUCUAACGCAGCUCGGAGAUGAAUAUAAUUCAAUCAUCUCUACUAUUCGCGUUCGACAGAAGCCUAUUUGCUUAGCGGAACUAGCCGAUGUUCUUAUUGGUCAUGAAGUCGAUAACCGAGCACGCCAAACCGUGUUGGCUACUGCCAAUGUCACUCACCGGAAUACUCAACGGUCUACUUCCGGCCGAAGGUUUCAAUAUACAUUCAUUUCCUUACACAGUGAACUUUUGCAAUUUCCAAAUUCUUGUUACGUAAUGGACUCUAUUGAAUCGUCAUUGCUCGACUUGUUUAAGAGGAAGCUGAAUCGUUGCCGGAGAUUAAGGCUCCAGACCGGGAUCCAUGGAGCUCCAAGACCCGUGAGAAUCCGUUCAACACUCCUCGCCGGAGUUGAAACCCCUGUUCCGCGCUCUCCUUGA
Ipomoea nil (Japanese morning glory) is the source of this 909-nucleotide messenger RNA. RefSeq lists its product as uncharacterized. Bases 1 to 909 code for a protein of 302 amino acids. NCBI's taxonomy places the organism in Eukaryota, Viridiplantae, Streptophyta, Magnoliopsida, Solanales, Convolvulaceae. The transcript has a single exon. The record is from RefSeq and is a predicted model, not a curated record.